CACUGAGGGGACGGCGCUGAGGGGACAGGACUGAAGGGACAGCACUGAGGGGACGGCGGGGCCGCUCCGAUCGCCUUGUCCCGCCACCCUUUCCCUGCGCUAUCAGCGCCCUCCUCCCGGCCCGCUCGCAGCCGCCUCCCUCACGGAGCUCGUGUGGGGAAGGGCCGGUGGAGCCGGUUCGCUCCCGGCCCCUUCCAACGCGCCCUUCCUUCGCUCCCCAGCGCGCAGAGCGCGUCUCCCUUCAAGCCUCGACUCUGUCAUUUGUGGCUCAGUUUUUCCAGGGUGUAAUUCAUGUUCUCGCUGCUGAGUCCCCGUGUUUUUUAUUUAUUAGCAGUUGCGUGGUGCUUACAGCGCGUUUUCCUCCCGUACAAAGCACUGCUGUCGCCUCAAAAACAAGCUGGUGGCAGGCUGAAACCCACCCACAAUUUUUUUUUUUUUUUUUUAUUUUUUUUUUUUUUUUUUUCCCAUAAAAAACCACUUCUGGUUCUGUCAUAAUCCAUUGAAGAAAAUGAAGUUUACCUGCCCAGCGAUGAGCUCUGGAUCUAUGACAUGGACAGUGGGCUGUGGACAAUGCACCUGAUGGAAGGGGAGUUACCCACCUCCAUGUCAGGCAGCUGUGGGGCCAGCAUCAAUGGGAAGCUGUACAUUUUUGGGGGAUUUGAUGAUAAAGGAUACAGUAAUCGGCUGUAUUACGUCAAUUUGAGAACAAAAACCGGAACCUACAGGUGGAAAAAAAUCACAAAUUUUAAAGGUCAACCUCCCACACCUCGUGAUAAACUUUCCUGCUGGGUGUACAAAAACAGGCUAAUUUAUUUUGGAGGUUAUGGCUGCAGGAAGCACAAUGAGCUCAGUGAUUGUUUCGAUGUCCACGAUGCAUUUUGGGAAGGACAGAUAUUCUGGGGAUGGCACAAUGAUGUUCAUGUUUUUGAUACAACCACACAGACUUGGUCUCAACCAACAAUUCGAGGUGGAGAUCCACCUCAGCCUCGAGCAGCUCACACAUGUGCUGUGCUGGGAAAUAAAGGGUACAUCUUUGGAGGACGAGUGCUGCAAACCAGAAUGAAUGAUUUGCACUGCCUGAAUUUAGACACUUGGACUUGGUCUGGAAGGAUUAAUAUCAGUGGAGAGAAGCCCAGAGAUCGCUCCUGGCACACGCUGACCCCCAUAGGGGAUGACAGACUUUUCCUUUUUGGUGGACUAAGCUCUGAUAAUGUUCCUUUGAGUGAUGGUUGGAUCCACAGCAUUGCAACAAAUGGAUGGAAGCAGCUCACCCAUCUGCCCAAGAGCAGGCCCAGGUUGUGGCACACAGCCUGCCUUGGGCAGGAGGGAGAAGUGAUGGUGUUUGGGGGCAGCAAAGAUGAUUUGCUUUUUAUGGACACGGGUCACUGCAGUGACUUGCUGAUAUUUCAGACUCAGCCUUACUCCCUGCUCAGGCUGUGUCUUGACUGCAUUGGGAAGAACGCAGCUCUCUUGGAGAAGCAAAUUCCCUGCUUGCCAUCCAAACUUCUGCAGGAAGUGCUGAAAAAAAUCACUUUUUGGGCUGCCAUGACCCACAGGCAGGAGAGGAAAGCUGAGACUGAGAGACAAAGCCAGCUGCACUCCACAUGAGGCAGGGCAGGGAGCUGCUGGGACACCUCAGAGGGGUUUGUCCAUGAGCUCUGUGCUGUUCCCCUGCAGCUCUGUGUUCAGCUGGGUUUCUGAGGGAAGUUUGACAACAAAUCCUUUCAUGGGAAUCUCUCGUUUCCUGCGUUACGGAAAACUGAUACAACUUCAUUUCUAGAUAAUUGUUCACCUCUGCUCUCAUGGUUUUGACCACACAGCCCUCACAGCCUUUUGUUCUUUUGGAAGGGGAUGUGAUCCAUUUCAGCUGGGUAAAACAUGGUUUAAGUCUAAAAAUCCUCCUUGGCCUUACGCCCAUCAGCCUUCCCAAAAAGAUAAAUUCACCUCGGUGUCUUGGGGACAUUCACGCUUUGUCAGUCUUAACAAAUUUACCACCACCAAAUGUUGGUUCCACCAGGCUCUGACCAAAAUCCAACCCUGGAGCCCGAUACCUCACACUCCAAGUAGGAAAAUCCAGCAGGGAAUUGUGGAACUUGGAAGAAAAAGCUGCAACAUCACCUGGUCUCUGUAGGAAAACUUCAGUUCAUCACCUGGUUUUACUGUUUCUGCCAUCAGGAAGUCCUUUUGGAAAUAAGUUGUAUAUUGUAUUUUGGAUGUGCAAAGUUUAUAUUUCAUUCUUGUUAAAAAAACAACAACAACAACAAAGUUGCUUAUUUAUUGUUUAAAAAAAAAAGCAAAUGUAGUACUGGUUAUUUUUCUGUUUCAAAUAUUUACUUAACGGGAGCACAGUCAUUAAAAUUUUAUAGAGAGUUGAAGCAAGAAGCAUUUGGACACAUUUUUGAUGGUUUUAAAGUCUGUAAAAAUUAAUUAUUUGGGGAAAAGAGGUUUGGGGGGAGCAAAUUUGGUUCAAAAAGGAAGUUUUGUGACUGGUUAUUUUAACAGCCUAAUUUUUAUGUGCUGAACUCCCUCCCCUCCCUUUUUGGGAGGGGGAGUUCAGAUGCCCCCUGGACCCCAGGGUUUGAUUUUGGGGGGCUCAGGUGCCCCCCAAGGUCUGAUUUUGGGGGUUUGGGAUUGACUUGGUGGAUUCAGAUGCCUCCAAGGUUAAUUUGCAGGGGCUCAGUGUUCAUUCUGUUGGCUUCAAGUGCCCCCAAGGUUAAUUUUGGGAGGGCUGAGGUGCCCCCCAUAAUUAAUUUGGGGGUUUCAGAUCCCCCCAGUGGGAAUUUUAUUGGGUUCAGGUGCCCCCAUUGUGAAUUUACAAGGUUCAAGUGCCCCUAAGGUUAAUUUUGGGGUGGUUCUGAUGCCCCCAGGUAAAUUUGUCUGGUUGUUUAGGUGCCCUCAUGGUUAAUUUGGGGUAGUUCAGGAGCCCCCAGGUUUAAGCUUUGGUUGUUCAGGUGCCCUCAGGGUGAUUUUUGGGGUGGUUCAGGUGCCACCAGGGUGAAUUUAGGGCGGCCUGGGUGCCCCAGUGUUAAUUUUGGGGUUGUCCAGGUGCCCCCAAGGUGAUUUUUGGGGUGCCUGGGUGCCCCAGUGUUAAUUUUGGGGUGCCCGGGUGCCCCCAGGGUGAAUUCUGGUGUUGUCCAGAUGCUCCCAGUGUUAAUUUUGGGGCAGUUCGGGUGCCCUCAGGGUGAUUUUGGGGGUGAAUUUUGGCCUUCCCGGGUGCUCCAGUGUUAAUUUUGGGGCGGUUCAGAAGCUCCAAGGGUUCAUUCUGGGGUGCCCGGGUACCCCAGGGGUGAAUUCCGGAGCAGUUCAGACGCUCCCAGUGUUAAUUUUGGGGUGCCUGGGUGCCCUCGGGGUGAACUCGGGGGUGCCAGUGCCCUCAGGGUGAAUUCUGGGGUAGUUCAGAUGCUCCCAGUGUUAAUUGUGGGGCAGUUCAGACGCUCCCAGUGUUAAUUCUGGGGUGCCCGGGUGCCCUCGGGGUGAAUUCCGGAGCAGUUCAGACGCUCCCAGUGUUAAUUUUGGGGUGCCUGGGUGCCCUCAGAGUGAAUUCUGGGGCAGUUCAGACUCUCCCAGUGUUAAUUCUGGGACAGUUCAGACGCUCCCAGCGUUAACUCUGGGGUGCCUGGGUGCCCUGGGGUGAAUUUUGGUGCGGUUCAGACGCUCCCAGUGUUAACUCUGGGGUGCCCGGGUGCCCUCGGGGUGAAUUUUGGGGCAGCUCGGACGUUCCCCGCGUUAACUCCGGGGUGCCCCCGGCCUGAUUCGGCGGUGCCGGUGCCCUCAGGGUGAAUUCUGGGGCAGUUCGGA
Molecule: messenger RNA, 3798 nt
Organism: Vidua chalybeata
Lineage: Eukaryota; Metazoa; Chordata; Aves; Passeriformes; Viduidae
Gene: KLHDC1
Product: kelch domain containing 1
Exons: 13
Coding region: 550-1608 (352 amino acids)
Molecular function (GO): protein binding
Source: RefSeq, a predicted model, not a curated record